Messenger RNA from Symbiodinium sp. CCMP2592, 219 nucleotides. NCBI's taxonomy places the organism in Eukaryota, Dinophyceae, Suessiales, Symbiodiniaceae. The record is from the annotation of a GenBank genome assembly.
AUGCUGAUCCAGAUCUUGCCAAGGAAUGAGCAGUACAAGUGCUUGAUUACAGCUGCCGCGAAUUGGACGAAGCAGUACGCGACCGAGGAAGGUGGCGACAUCCUCAGCUGCUGGUGCACGGCACAGGGCUACGAGGCGCUGUUCCGAGACCAAGGCCUGCCUUUCGGGGUUUUGGGCUUUGGGAGCCGUCUUUUGGGGCUACUAGAAGGCAAAGAGUAG